This is a messenger RNA of Eimeria necatrix, 5646 nucleotides long. RefSeq names its product DNA polymerase alpha catalytic subunit, putative. The coding region runs from base 1 to 5646 and encodes 1881 amino acids. Gene Ontology annotation, biological process: mitotic DNA replication initiation; lagging strand elongation; leading strand elongation. NCBI's taxonomy places the organism in Eukaryota, Apicomplexa, Conoidasida, Eucoccidiorida, Eimeriidae. Gene Ontology annotation, cellular component: alpha DNA polymerase:primase complex. Gene Ontology annotation, molecular function: chromatin binding; purine nucleotide binding; pyrimidine nucleotide binding. The record is from RefSeq and is a predicted model, not a curated record. The transcript has 9 exons.
AUGGCAUCUUCGUCGAAAAGUGGGGCCUUGUCCGCCCUUGAGAAAAUUAGGAAACAGCGCCGAGGAGAGGCAAAGGCCACAGAGCAGUAUGAGGUUCGAGACGAGAACGCGGAAAUAUUUGCCACCGUCUCUGCCCAAGAAUACGCAGAGCUCAAGCAGCAAAGAAGGGCAGAAAACUGGAUAGAGGGGGACUUCAGUGAGGGCUACAGCGACGAUGGCGAGGAGUGGUGGCUCUCCGACAGCAGUGCAGACGGGGAGUCCGCGCCCAAGCGUGCGGGCAAACGGCGGGCGACCCACGGAGAGGGUGAAGAAAGAAGCCCACAGGGGACCCUCCCUGCGGGCCGUGAGAAGAAGUCCAGGAGGGGUGCGCCCUCAACUGCAGCAGAGCUCAGGGCUCAGGGUAUGCGCUCUCUACUGCAGCACUUCAGCAGCAUGGCCACGGAGAAAACAGGAGAUCGAGCCCCCCAACAGACAGCCCACUCGGCGAAGCAGCUGCAGGCCUUAACUUCUAUCGAGGCCUCCCUUAAUCUUGAUGAAGACGACGAGGAAGAAGGAGGCCUCGUCCCCGCAAAAAGUAACAAGAGCAGCAGCAGCCUCAGCGGAAACAGCAGCAGCACAAGCAGUAGCAGCGGUAGCAGCAGCAGCAGCCGCAGCAGCGGCAGCAGCAGCAGCAAGUCUCUUGAAGCAGCGAACGCAUUUGGGCUCUUUGGUCUUGGGGACUUUCUGCCAGCUCGCGUCCCUGGAGCCCUGGGUCCCAGCGCCAUUCCCCAGAGAGGAGACCCCAAGCUCAACUCACCACAGCAAGCAGGAGCUGCUGCAGCAUCUGCAGCAGCAACAGAAGCAGCAGGUGACGAGGAGGUGGCAACUGGCUCAAAUGAAAUGCCGGUGGCUGCUGAUGACCCUGUGACGGGUGAAGCGUCCCAAGAAGAACUACCAGAGGCGCAGGGGCCAGCGGACAAAGGGGGCCCUGAAGUAUUCGAGAGCCACAAAGAGCACUUCGGCCUCCAGCGGAAACUUGUACCCGUGGACUUGUUUGCAGGCCAUGAUGGAACUGGCGAGGAGCAGCUGACGGACCAAAAGAUCCCCCGGGGGCCCAUAGUGGCAGAUGAAGCUAUGGGAGCCUCAGAUGGUCUCCCUGUCUGCCCGGAUGGGACUCUGCCAUUUUAUCUUCUUGACGCAUGGGACGACGCCUCCACAGGCACUGUCUACCUCUUCGGUAAGGUCUGGGCCUUAGCAACACAGCAGCAGCAGCAAAAACAGGGUGCUGGCUUGCCGCCUCCGCAAAGCUGCUGCGUUGUCGUGCGCGGGAUGAUGCGUCCGCUAUUCUUCUUUCUGCGCAAGCAAGUAACUCUGGACGUGGGGCCAGACGAAAUUGAAAAGGAAGAAGGGGUCUCCGUGGACUCCGCCGGGCGCCCCAAGCCCAGCCCUGAAGAAGCUCGGGAGGCCCUCCUGUCUGCGCGUUUACGUGCAAUCGAGUCCAAUGCCAAGGAGUUUUUGCGAGUGGACGGUCUGCGUCUGAAGCAGAAGUACAAAUGGCAUUUGUGGAAAUGCAAAAGUACAAAAAGACACUAUGCAUUUGACGCGCCUGGAGUACCCCGCGGUAGAGAUCUUCAAGUGAUUAAGGCAUUCUGUCCCGGCAGCGCGCCUCCGCUGCAGAUGGAGGACCUCGAGGGCACCACCUACUCCCGCGUCUUUGGCUCUGGAGCCCCUCUCUCCGAGGUGCUGCUGGUGAAGCGCAGAAUCAAAGGGCCCUGCUGGAUCAAAAUCACAGAGUUUAGUCUCCCCGCAUCCCCCGCAGAAAAGGUGUCUUGGUGUCGCCACGAAGUCCUUGUGGAGGGCCACAAGCCCAUACGAGUAUGGGGAGCCCCUCGAAAGGCAGCAGGGGGUGAGGACUCUCGUGACCCUCCCGCGGAAGACGGCAAGGAGCCUCCCGCUCCUCCCCUCACUCUCUUGUCCCUUGUUGCUAAGUCAAUAUCCGUCAUCAAUAACCCCAUGGAGGACCGGACGGUCUGCAUGGCUGCAUUUUGCGUGCAAAGGCACAUAGAUAUAGAGGACCCCCAGACGCACCCGGUGCUAUCAAAAGAAAAUGUCUUCUGCGGUGUGCGCCGCGUAAGAAGCGGCACCGCAGGAGGAGCACUCCGGUCUCCAGGGGCCCCUAUUGUUGGGGGAGCCCCCAACGUGUCGGCCCGAGCUAUGACCGGCGGCCUGCCAACCGCGUUCGAGGAAAAGGCGGCGCGCAGCGCUGUGCAGGUUUUCGAUACGGAAAAGGUGCUUUUGACAAACCUCAUAAACCGCAUCUAUGCUCAGGACCCUGACUUCAUUGUAGGUCACAAUGUGUAUGGCGCGGACCUGGAGUUGAUCGCUCGCCGCUGCAAUUUCCACGGACUUCCCCUGUGGCACAAGCUUUCGCGGCUCAAGAGACCCAAGGCACAAAAGGCUCCCUGCAGCAAUCCCAGGCAGCAGCAGCAACAGCAGCAGUGCAUUUGGGGGGGACGCGUCCUUUCCGUGGGCAGACUUGUCUGCGACACUUACCUGCAGGCACGCGAGCUGCUGGGUCACAAGACAAACUACAACCUGCUGCCGCUGCUGAGGGAAGCCUUUUCCCAUGCGGAGGCGGCAGUGGGAGGUGGCAAAAACAACGGAAAGAUGACCGCAUUUCACCGGCGCGUUGCUUCUGAGCUGCAGCGCAUGCAACCAUUUCCAUGUGAGGACCUACUGAGCUUUUUUUGGGCUGCCGACCCGUCGCGCUUGUUGUACGCCUCAAACCUUUGCUGCCUUGAAGCUUACAUGUCUUUGGUGUUGGCGCAGACCCUCAACUGCCUGCCCAUAACCCGAGAGCUCACUCUUAUAGGGGGCAACCUAUGGGCCCGCUCCUUGCAGAAUGCGAGGGCUGAGAGGAACUCAUUCCUCCUCAUGCAUGCAUUUCACGCGGAAAAAUUUGUGUACCCAGACCCACUGGGAGCUCGGCAGAGGAGUAAGGCACCUUCACCUGCUGCUGCUGCAGCUGGAGGUGGUGGUGAGGAUGAUAUAAGCGAGGGAGAGGCAGGGGAUGGCCCGGUUACUGCUGCUGCGGCUGCUGGCGGAGCUGGGGAAACCCGUGGCAGCCGUGCACCAUCUUACGCCGGAGGGUUGGUGCUCGAGCCCCGUGUAGGCCUGUACGACACAUUUGUGUUGUUGCUGGAUUUCAAUUCCCUAUACCCUUCUAUAAUUCAAGAGUUUAAUAUUUGCUUUUCUACUGUCCGGCGGCCACAGAUGGCUUUGGGGGAGGACAGAAGCAGCGACGGGGGGGAGCUGUCAGUGCUGGGGAUUGACUCUAAUCCGGGACUACUGCCUCGGGUGCUGCAACAGCUGGUGCAUAAGCGACGUCAGGUGAAGAUGGCAGCGGAGAGGGAACGGGACCCUGCGCGUAAAGCCUCGCUACAUGCAAAGCAGCUUGCCCUCAAACUCACAGCCAACAGUAUCUAUGGCUGUCUAGGGUUUUCGGGAAGCCGCUUUUACGCGAAGCCUCUCGCAGCUUUCAUCACUCAGCAAGGGAGGGCCUUGCUGAUGGCUGCAAAGGACAAGGUGGAGCAGCAGAUGAGGCUAUCAGUCUUAUACGGAGACACAGACUCCAUCAUGGUGGACACAGGGCUGCGUGAUGACGGUCGUGGGGAAGCCUUUGGAGAGGCAUUCCGAUUGGGCCAACGCAUAAAAGCGGAGAUUAACCGACAAUACAAGAAGCUAGAAAUAGACUUGGAAGCUGUCUUUCGGCGUCUGUUGUUGUUAAGAAAGAAAAAAUAUGCGUGCUGCAUUGUACAGAACUACGAAAAGAAAGAAUAUAAGAUUGAGCAAAAGGGUCUGGACUUCGUCAGGAGAGACUGGGCGCUUCUCACCAGGCAAGCAGGUGAACAGCUCCUCAAGAUUAUAUUCGGCGUAAACCUGACUCCCCAACAACAGCAGCAGCAGCAGCACCACCAGCAGGAUGGAGGAGCAGUAGAAGAAGACACUGUGGACACUGUAGUUGCUUUGCUACACGAGCGUCUCUGCGCUAUGCGAGAUGCCAUAGUCAAUGGCCGCGUCCCUCUUGAUCUUUUUGUCAUAACGCGAGCCCUCACAAAGUCGCCUCAGCUGUAUGCCCAGGGGAGCGGUUCAUGCUCGCAGCCCCAUGUCUUAGUGGCGCUGCGCAUGUUAGCAGCGGGCAGACCUGUGAGGGCAGGCAACGAAAUCCCCUACAUUAUUUGCGACGAAGAAAGCAUACGCCAAGCAGAGGCCAGGCAGGGGCAGAGCCCUACAAGUCCUCCACAGCAGCAGCCGCAGCAGCAGCCACAGCCACAACAGCAGCAGCAGCAACAGCAGCAGCAGCAGCAGCAGCAGCGUUUCCGGAGUCCAGCAGAGCGUGCAUUCCACCCCACGGAAGUGCAGGCGCUGGGCCUUAAGCCUGAUGUGUCGUACUACCUGCAGCAUCAGCUGUUCCCCCCCGUUCAAAGACUUUGCGCACACGUACAGGGCACUACUGCUGCGCGCAUAGCAGAGUGUCUCGGCCUCAAUCCGGAUAAGUUCGCAGAGAAGGAUUUGGGAGACGACGCAGAAGACGAUCCCAACGGGGAGACAGAAAGGCAAAAAGGAGAAGACAGAAUUCUCUCCCUCAUCAAGAAGUCAGAUGAAGCAUUCAAGCAGUGCCACAUACCCGCACAGAUCCCAUGUGGUCUAUGCGGCGAAUGGACUACAGCUGCACAGGGCCUCAUGACGUCCAAGUGCAGCAGCUGCGGUGGCUGGCUGUCACCCUCGGCGCUGAGGGACACCCUGCGGCUUUACCUCGCCUUCAUCCGACACAGUUUUCAUAUCCACGUCACACGGUGCACAGAGUGCAAACACAAGUUUGAAUUCCUACCCCCGGGGCCCCUCUCCCCAGGGGCCUCACUACGUUGUCCUCUCUGUGAAGGUGGCCGUAUCGUAGACUGUGUGUCUCCCGACGCGCUAUAUCUGCAGCUGCAGCAUCUGCGCUUCUUGCUAUCUCAGAAUAGCGGCAGCAGCAACAGCAGCAGCAGCAACAGGAACGUGGGCAGCAUGGGCAGCACCACCAGUAACAACGGUCAACUUCUUCGCAUAGCACUAGACGUCUGCCACGCGGCCAUUCCUCUUCCUUUAGGGGCCUCUACUGGAGGUCCUCAAGGGGUCCCUUCUCGCGUUUCUGGCUCUUUGGUAGCCGCAAGUGCAACUCAGCGGCGACUAAAAGACACUGUGGUUGGAGUCAAGAGGGGACUGGAGCUGAAGUUCCCCUUGGUGGUGGCGGCUUUGAGAUACUUGAGCAGCAUUAAAAAGGGCGUUGUUUCAAUUAAUGCGGAAGAAGAAAGAAAAAGUCUUAUGCAGCCGGUAAUAGCGACAAUGAAUGCCAGCGCCCUGAAUAAUUUGAACCUCCGUACUUUCUUUGCUGCACUGCGUCCUCCCCUGACACCCGACGGUCCCAGCAGCCGAUGGGCCCUCUUGGCCCAGUCUUACCGUGACGCAAAGGCGGCAGCUGUAGAAGGAACUUUGCCUGCGGACUCUGGGGCACGAGACCCUUGGGGAGCCCCUCCAGGCAUGAAAAGACGAAGUUCAGGGGGCCACGCAUUCGGCCUCAAGGGACUUGGCAGCCACCCAAUAACCCUCAAAAGAGAAGUAUUUUAG